This is a messenger RNA of Protopolystoma xenopodis, 645 nucleotides long. The record is from the annotation of a GenBank genome assembly. Lineage: Eukaryota; Metazoa; Platyhelminthes; Monogenea; Polystomatidea; Polystomatidae.
AUGUGCACUACAGCCCCGACUGGUCGCCCCCUCCUCCCGACGCGAAGGCAAUGCGUUAACGCGCGCGCGCUCUCUCUCUCUCUCUCUCUCUUGUCCGACUCGGCCUGUCGUCGCGAGCCCCUUUCGAUGGUCCCACUUGCUCGGUUCCGGUCGCGUCGCCGCGACUCAACCUCGGCUCGUCCUCUGCCCGCAGCCUCGCACCUCCCAGCCGACCCCUCCCCAUUUCGGCCACGGGCUAGACUGACUUUUGGUAGAUACAGCCACGCUGCCAGGCAUCUGUCGCCCUCCAGGCAACUGGGUUGCCACGUCAGAAUCGGCAACGGCCCGUCUGGACAUGUCAGGUUGCCAUUGCGACUUCCGGUUGUGCUGCUGGUCCGAGGCGGGCAGGAGAGUGAGACUGCAAUCGACACCACUUCUGCGGCGACCAGUCGUUGUCAGGAGGGGAUUCUCGGCCUCGGUACCUUCAGCAACAGUCGUCCGGUUCGUCAGUCUGUGGAGACGCCGGCGACACAUUUUGGAGACUUUUGGCUCACUUCCAUUGGAAGCGGAAGCACAGGCCAUCAAGAGAUUGCGAUGACGAUCGUACAAGUAGACUCACCUGACGACACAUGCACAUGCUGGCCACUUGACGUACAGUGUGACUAG